Molecule: messenger RNA, 1360 nt
Organism: Pteropus alecto (black flying fox)
Lineage: Eukaryota; Metazoa; Chordata; Mammalia; Chiroptera; Pteropodidae
Gene: CMKLR1
Product: chemerin chemokine-like receptor 1
Exons: 2
Coding region: 74-1192 (372 amino acids)
Biological process (GO): phospholipase C-activating G protein-coupled receptor signaling pathway; positive regulation of cytosolic calcium ion concentration; inflammatory response
Cellular component (GO): plasma membrane
Molecular function (GO): complement receptor activity; G protein-coupled receptor activity
Source: RefSeq, a predicted model, not a curated record
GUGUUUCCAGCUGUGCAGAGGGACUGAUUGGCUGAGGACCCACACUGGAGAGCUUUGGACCCCAUAACAGUGAAUGAGAAUGGGGGACGAGGAUUACAACGCCUCCUACACCUCCUAUGACGAGUACCUCGAAGAUGAGACCAUCAUGGUUUUGGAGGACAUUUCCCCCCCGGGAAGCAGGGUAUUCAGGAUCUUCCUGGUUGUGGUCUACAGCAUUGUCUGUUUCCUUGGGGUCCUGGGCAAUGGCUUGGUGAUCUUCAUCGCCACCUUCAAGAUGAAGAAGACGGUGAACACCAUCUGGUUCCUCAACCUGGCUGUGGCAGAUUUCCUGUUCAAUGUCUUCCUCCCGAUCCACAUUGCUUAUGCUGCCAUGGACUACCAUUGGAUUUUUGGGACGGCCAUGUGCAAGAUCAGCAACUUCCUGCUUAUCUACAACAUGUUCACCAGCGUCUUCCUGUUGACCGUCAUCAGCUUCGACCGCUGCAUCUCUGUGCUCCUCCCUGUCUGGUCCCAGAACCAUCGCAGUGUGCGGCUAGCCUACAUAGCCUGCGUGGUUAUCUGGGUCCUGGCUUUCUUCUUGAGUUCCCCAUCCCUCGUGUUCCGGGACACAGCCCAUCUGCAUGGGAAGAUAUCCUGCUUCAACAACUUUAGCCUGUCAGCGGCCAGCUCUUCCCCAUGGCCUGCUUACCCCCGAAUGGACUCUGUGGGGUUCAGCCGGCACAUGAUGGUGACCAUCACCCGCUUCCUCUGUGGCUUCCUGGUCCCGGUCCUCAUCAUCACAGCCUGCUACUUCAUCAUUGUCUGCAAGCUGCGGCGCAACCGCCUGGCCAAGUCCAAGAAGCCCUUCAAGAUCAUCAUGACCAUCAUCAUCACCUUCUUCCUCUGCUGGUGCCCCUACCACACGCUCUAUCUCCUGGAACUCCACCACGCCACCAUGCCUGGCUCCAUCUUCAGCUUGGGUUUGCCCCUAGCCACUGUCAUUGCCAUUGCCAACAGCUGCAUGAACCCCAUUCUGUAUGUCUUCAUGGGUCAGGACUUCAAGAAGUUCAGGGUGGCCCUCUUCUCUCGCCUGGUCAAUGCUCUGAGUGAAGACACAGGCCACUCCUCCUACACCAGCCACAGGACCUUUACCAAGAUGUCAUCGAUAAACGAGAGGUCCUCGAUGAAUGAGAGGGAGACCAGCAUGCUCUGAGCCUUAGCUGGGAGACCCCAAUGGACAUUCCCAACCACGGAGCCCAAAGCUAUGCCUUCUCAAGGCCAUGGCAGGAACUUCUUCAGUACCCACCAAUGCCCACUAUAUUUUAUACAGGGCUGAACAAUGUUUUGAGCUGGGCAUCCAGGGCUUGGAACCCUUUUCUUC